Molecule: messenger RNA, 955 nt
Organism: Ipomoea nil (Japanese morning glory)
Lineage: Eukaryota; Viridiplantae; Streptophyta; Magnoliopsida; Solanales; Convolvulaceae
Exons: 7
Coding region: 136-858 (240 amino acids)
Source: RefSeq, a predicted model, not a curated record
CUUCGAUUCACUUCCGGAAUCAUCUUCAACACUGGGGAAGCUUCAUUCGGCUUCACUGUUAAAUGAAUUCGGAAUUGCAGCAAUCUCUCAAUCACUGCAGAGGAUCUGCGAUAGCAAUUUGUAUCAUUCCUAAGGAUGUCUAAGUUAUUUGGAGGGAAAAGUCCAUUUGAUGACCCUUUCUUCACUGAACCAUUCGGCGGGAAUAAGUGGUUAGAUGAUUAUGAGGGCAGUUCCCGGAAGCAAAUCACCAUUGAAGAGUUGAGCCCUGAGGAUGGUGGUGAUCAUGCUCAGAACAAUGAAGAGCCAAGCAAAGAACUUGUUGUUAAGAACAAUGGGAAAAAAGGAAAAUCAGAAAGGAGGCAGAAUUUCAGCUUCAGGAGAGUUGCAUAUGGUGGCAUAAAUGGCACUUACUAUAGUUGCUCAGAAGGCAUGAGGGUUGGUGAUGAUGGGGUGGUUUUGGUAGAGAUGAAUGAAGAAGACGAGACAAUUGGCGAAUCGCUGCAUACAAUAUCAAAAGGAGUCCACAACAAGGGUCAUUCUGUCACAACGAAACGUAGUUCCACAGGUCAAGUGGAUACGCUGCAAACGUUACACAACAUGAACGAAGAUGAGCUUGCUAAUUUUGAAGAAACAUGGAAAGCUAAUGCUGAUAAACAGUUGCCAGGAUGGAAUGAAGGGUUCAAAUCACUUGAGAAUGCUGCAGGGGCUAGUGGCAGUAUAUGGGAUGAUGAUUUUGCAGCGUGGAGAAAAUGGGCGCUUCCACCCGGGGCUGACUACUUUGGAUUGCUGGAACAGGGCAGUGAACCCCAGGAUGAUGGUUCUAGCCAGAGAACCAGAAGAGUUGUCCCUGUUGAAUAAAUUAAACUUCUCCUUCCACCAUAGCCAUAUAUGUCACCAUGCUAAUGUUACUAAUGAUCAUCUCUAUAUAUCCCAUGUGUUUGUGAAAUUUGUUUCA